GGAGGAUGUUGGGAGUUUUGGUCAUUGCUGCGCUCUGCCUGAGCAAAGCAUACGCUGGCUCUUUGGGCGUUGUGCAAACAGAGGGAGGGAUGGUAGAAGGGAAGAAACAAAUUACUGGACUCUUCCGCUACGUGAAUGUCUUCAAAGGAAUCCCUUUCGCCGCACCACCAGGCAGAUUUGAGAAGCCAGUUCCUCACUCAGGCUGGGACGGAGUUCUGAAGGCCAAUGACUACAACAAGCGCUGUAUGCAAGUGAAUCUUCUCCAAAAAGGCGUUGUGGGCUCUGAAGAUUGUCUUUACCUGAACAUCUGGGUUCCUCAAGACAGAACUGUGUCGACUGGUUUGCCCGUUAUGGUUUGGAUCUAUGGUGGUGGAUUUCUGAAGGGUGCUUCUCAGGGUGCAAAUUUCCUGAGUAACUACCUGUAUGACGGAGAGGAGAUUGCAGACAGAGGAAAUGUCAUUGUGGUGACAUUGAGCUACCGUCUCGGAACCCUGGGAUUCGUCAGCAGUGGAGAUUCUGAACUACCUGGAAACUACGGCCUGUGGGAUCAGCAAGCUGGUAUCGCUUGGGUACACAGGAACAUCAAGGCCUUUGGUGGUGAUCCAAACAACAUCACUAUCUUUGGCGAGUCAGCAGGGGCGACCAGCGUAAACUUCCAGAUACUCACUCCCCACAACAAAGGCUUGAUCCGCAGAGCUAUCUCACAGAGCGGGGUCGCUCUCUGCCCCUGGGCCGUGAACAGAAAUCCACGUGCGUAUGCUGAGGAGAUUGCCAAGAAGGUGGGAUGUCCAACUGAUGGAAAAAUGGUGUCCUGCCUGAAAAUGACGGAUGCGGAGGAUCUAACUGUUGCUGGAGAUGUGACCCUGCAAGCAUCUGCCUCUAAUCCUGUUGUACACAAUCUGAAACUGUCUCCUGUCAUCGAUGGUGACUUCGUGCCUGCUGAACCUGAUCAACUUUUCCACAACGCCGCUGAGAUCGACUACAUCGCUGGAGUCAAUGACAUGGAUGGCCACCUCUUUGCCACUCUUGACAUCCCCUCUAUAAACAAUGCGCUGGUGUCCACCCCAAUAGGUGAUGUCAAGAAGCUCGCUGAUGCCCUGACCAGAGACAAGGGCGCAGAAGCUGGUGCUGCAGCAUACGCUGAGUACACCACCGGCUGGGGUAAUAACCCCAGCGAUAGUGACAUUAAGAAAACUGUUGUGGCUUUGGAGACGGAUUACAUCUUCUUGGUGCCGACCCAAGCUGCCCUGUACCUGCACGCUGAAAAAGCCACCACUGGUCGAACUUACUCAUAUCUGUUCAGCGAGCCCUCUCGCAUGCCCAUAUACCCCACCUGGAUGGGUGCCGAUCACGCUGAGGACCUGCAGUAUGUAUUCGGUAAACCCUUCGCCACUCCUCUGGGUUACUGGCCCCGCCACCGUGAUAUCUCCAGAUACAUGAUUGCCUACUGGUCCAACUUUGCCAGAACUGGCGACCCUAACAGAGGCGAAUCAAGUGUGCCUGUGACCUGGCCCGAGUUCACCAAUACCGGCCAUGAGUUCCUUGAGCUCAACCACAAUACUAACAAGAACAGUGUGAAGCAAAGGUUGAGGAUGCGCUAUGUUUAUUACUGGACCUCUGUGUACGCCAGCUUCCCCUCCAUCAAGAGCUGAGCUGCCAGUCUGACCAUGUAUUCAUGUGCCCCAGUGUUAAUGAGUCCUGAUUAGAAAUGAAUAAGGGCUGAUGAGUAUUCGAUUAAU
This is a messenger RNA of Triplophysa rosa, 1739 nucleotides long. It is a transcript of the gene cel.2, whose product is annotated as carboxyl ester lipase, tandem duplicate 2. Gene Ontology annotation, cellular component: synapse; postsynaptic specialization membrane; cell surface. Gene Ontology annotation, biological process: postsynaptic membrane assembly; chemical synaptic transmission; synaptic vesicle endocytosis. The record is from RefSeq and is a predicted model, not a curated record. Bases 6 to 1652 code for a protein of 548 amino acids. The transcript has 11 exons. Gene Ontology annotation, molecular function: neurexin family protein binding; sterol ester esterase activity; triacylglycerol lipase activity. NCBI's taxonomy places the organism in Eukaryota, Metazoa, Chordata, Actinopteri, Cypriniformes, Nemacheilidae.